AUGAGGACUAUAUAUAUCUGCAAAAGUCUCAUCUCACUAUCUCUUAAGAACUCUUCACAUCUCACCAAAACCCCAAUCUCUCUUUUCUCUCUCCUCUUCUUCUCUUCCUCUCCAGAAACCCCCAUUGCGGUGGCCGAUUACUUGAUUGAUAGACACAAAUUUUCGCUUGAAACUGCUUCGAAAGUCUCUUCCGUGGUAAAGUGUCUGAAAAGGCCUGAAGAGACCGAUUCGAUUCUUUCAUUUCUCCAGGAAAGUGGUUUUUCGGAUUCCCAUCUAGAGCGUUUCAUCAAACACGCGCCUCAACUUCUCUCUGCAAAUCUUGAGCGCUCCAUCAAACCCAAAAUAAAGAUGUUUCAAGACUUGGGUUUUUCUUCUAGCGAUAUUGUGAAAAUUGUUUCCAUUCACCCAAAGAUUCUAACUAGUAGCGUUGAUAAACGGCUUGGCCCGUCGAUUUUAGCAUUGAAGAGUGUUUUGGGUUCGAAUAUGGAUGAUGUGUCUAGGGUUUUAAAGAAAUCUGGUUGGUUUUUGGGGUGUGAUUUGGCGAAAACUAUGAUACCCAAUAUUGAAUAUUUGAAUAGCUGCGGUAUUAGUUCGACACAAACAACCCGGUAUGUGUACAAAUACCCAAAUUUAUUCAAGUAUAAACCGAUGCAGAUGAGAGAAUAUGUGAAGAGGGUUGAUGAGAUGGGCAUUGACAGGAAGUCUAAGAUGUUUCUUCCUGCGAUUCAGGCUAUUUGUUCGAUGUCUAUAGAGAAUUGGGAAUUGAAAUUGGAGGCGUUUAAGAGUUUGGGAUUUUCCGAAGACGACAUUCUAUCCGCUUUUAGGAGGGCGCCCAUGGUGUUUGCUCUGUCAGAGAGGAAAAUUAAGGAGAUAACACAGCUUUUGCUUAGCACGGGCAAAUGUGAUAUGUCAUAUGUUGCUAAUAACCCAAACAUACUUUCUUACAGUGUUGAGAAUAGGCUUAAGCCACGGCUAAGAGUUCUGGAGGUUUUGGAAAGCAGGAAUUUGCUUCUUAAAAAGCUGAGUUUGGUGACUGUACUCGGGUUCACUGAUAAGAAGUUCUUUGAGAAAUAUGUACUUCCUUAUUCAGAUGAAGUUGGUGAAUUAUUCGUGUUUAACAAGGCCUCUUUGACAGCAGAAAUAUGUGCGUAA
This is a messenger RNA of Cornus florida, 1152 nucleotides long. RefSeq lists its product as uncharacterized. NCBI's taxonomy places the organism in Eukaryota, Viridiplantae, Streptophyta, Magnoliopsida, Cornales, Cornaceae. Gene Ontology annotation, biological process: chloroplast organization; regulation of DNA-templated transcription. Gene Ontology annotation, cellular component: chloroplast. The transcript has a single exon. The record is from RefSeq and is a predicted model, not a curated record. Gene Ontology annotation, molecular function: double-stranded DNA binding. The coding region runs from base 1 to 1152 and encodes 383 amino acids.